AUGCCCACUUUCCUUGGAUCCCAAAAAUCAACGCCCCCAAGUCCUUGCGGACAGUAUUCCUGCAUUGCAUAUCAAUCCAAACAUGUGUCCUCAACUCUUGUUUCCAUGCAGGGAGGGCCUUAUCCCUCCUCCUACCUUAUCUUUUCUUCCUUCUCUUAUAUUGACCUCGCCUACCUUGGACACAACAAACUCAAAAUGUUGGCCAAGCUGACCCUCAUCGCGGGGGCCUUCCUUGCCGCCCUCCCCCCCGCUGCUCCCUCCAGCUACAGCGCCACUGAGAUUAACAUUCCUGGGGCACUCAAGAUCAUUGAGAUCACUGAGUCUGCCGGCAUGCAGUUGGUCUGGUACGGUGAUGCCGACUCCGCCAGCACAGCCAACUCAACUACCGACUUGGAGACGCCCUGGCUUUCUCGUCGUUGCAGUUCCAACAGGACCAAGUGCUGGGGUGACCACCUGGCGAGUGUUGCCUCCUGCAUGGGUUUGCUCGACGGCGCGCUUGUCAGUGGCAGCAAGAUCCCGACGUCCCCUCGCUCUGUGUGCGCCUGGCCCAAGCGCGAAACUAGUAGCAAGCAGUGCUGCAACAGCUGGUCCGACAACUUAUGGGACGCCGAAUGGUUUCAUCUCCGUGGUGGCGCGGAGGCUAUCCUCGAGGCAUGCGGUGGAAGUGAUGGACUGGUGUCAGGCAAGUCUUAUGACACCUUGAUUGGCAGGACCUGCACCACUCAGUGUCUGUCUAACCGCCCUGAUGGCUGCAACGACAGCUAA
Sordaria macrospora k-hell is the source of this 765-nucleotide messenger RNA. RefSeq lists its product as uncharacterized. Lineage: Eukaryota; Fungi; Ascomycota; Sordariomycetes; Sordariales; Sordariaceae. The record is from RefSeq and is a predicted model, not a curated record.